GAAGAGCUUCUGCCUCAGAGCUCAUCUCAAUCUCCUCUCUGGCAGGUUAAAGCCAUUCCCCUUGUCCUGUCCCUGCAUGCCCUUAUCCAAAGCCCCUGUCCAGUAACCACCCAUCCCUCUGCCCCCCAGGAUGAGUUCCACCCCUUCAUCGAGGCGCUGCUCCCCCACGUCCGGGCCUUCGCCUACACGUGGUUCAACCUGCAGGCCCGCAAGCGCAAGUACUUCAAGAAGCAUGAGAAGAGGAUGACGAAGGACGAGGAGAGGGCGGUAAAGGAUGAACUGCUGAGUGAGAAGCCGGAGGUGAAACAGAAAUGGGCCUCACGCCUCCUGGCCAAGCUGCGCAAGGACAUCCGGCCCGAGUGCCGCGAGGACUUCGUGCUCUCCAUCACCGGCAAGAAGCCCUCGUGCUGCGUCCUCUCCAACCCUGACCAGAAGGGGAAGAUGCGCCGCAUCGACUGCUUGCGGCAGGCAGACAAGGUGUGGCGGCUGGACCUGGUCAUGGUCAUCCUCUUCAAAGGGAUCCCACUGGAGAGCACCGACGGCGAGCGCCUGGUCAAGUCAGGCCAGUGCACCAACCCCAUCCUCUGUGUCCAGCCCCACCACAUCAGUGUCUCCGUCAAGGAGCUGGACCUCUACCUGGCUUACUUCGUCCGUGAGAGAGAUGCAGAGCAGAGCAGCAGCCCCCGGACGGGCAUUGGCUCAGACCAGGAGGACAGCAAACCCAUCACGCUGGAUUCCACAGACUUCCAGGAAAGCUUCGUCACCUCGGGGGUGUUCAGCGUCACCGAGCUCAUCCAAGUGUCCCGAACACCGGUGGUGACAGGCACGGGUCCAAACUUCUCUCUUGGGGAGCUCCAGGGCCACCUGGCCUAUGACCUGAACCCCUCCAGCACCGGCAUGAGGAGGACACUGCCCAGCACCUCCUCCAGCGGGAGCAAACGGCACAAGUCGGGGUCCAUGGAGGACGACAUCGACACCAGCCCAGGGGGCGAGUACUACACCUCCUCCAACUCCCCCACCAGCAGCAGCCGCAACUGGACAGAAGACAUGGAAGGGGGCAUCUCCCCCACCGUGAAGAAGACGGAGAUGGACAAGUCCCCCUUCAACAGCCCAUCACCCCAGGACUCCUCGCCCCGGCUGAGCAGCUUCACGCAGCACCACCGUCCCGUCAUCGCGGUGCACAGCGGUAUCGCUCGAAGCCCUCACCCAUCAUCUGCGCUGCAUUUCCCCACCACCUCCAUCCUCCCCCAAACGGCCUCCACCUACUUCCCCCACACGGCCAUUCGGUACCCGCCUCAUCUCAACCCGCAGGACCCACUGAAAGAUCUCGUCUCGCUGGCCUGUGACCCGUCCAACCAGCAGCCCGGACCGUUAAAUGGAAGUGGUCAAGUGAAAGUGCCCAGCCACUACCUGCCCCCGCAGAUGCUGGCGCCGCCACCUCCCCCUGGCAUGCCCCGCUUGGCCGUCUCUCCUGACACCAAACCCACCACGACAACUACCGAGGGAGGGACGACCUCGCCGACAUCACCCACCUACUCUGCACCAGGCACGCCCCCUGCGAACCGUUCCUUCGUGGGAUUAGGACCAAGGGAUCCUGGGAGUAUCUAUCAGGCACAGUCCUGGUACCUGGGAUAACCGCCGCCGUGCCGCCCCUUCGCCUCCCUUCUCUGCUUUAGGCACCCCCAGAGGAACAUCCCUGAGCACCAGGCCCAGCCUUGCGGUGACGACGGAGAGCGUGGACUCAUGACGACGACGACGACAACGACGACGACAAGUAAAACCCACACCCGAAGGAAAGAGCGAGGGAAAGGAAGAAGGAAAAGGGUCAAACUUUUUCAAAAAGGAAAACAAAAAAACCCCACACAAACAACACACCCCCAGCCCAGGAGGAUCCCAACCCCUCCCCCCCCGGAAAACAAAGAAACACACACAAAAAAGGAGAGAAAAAAACACUAUUAUUUGCCCCCAUCGGCCGGCGCUGAGACCUGACACAACUCGUGCCAGCGAUGCUCCUGCAGCGCCUGAGCCCCAGCGGCUGCCGACUCCCUCGGUCCUGCCUCCAUGUGAGUAGAAAAGAUCAAACCCCCCUUUCGCCGUCCCCCCACCCGGCCCCACACAGACUCUCGGGGGGGCCCCGGGGGUGACACGGUGACAUGGUGCUGCAGUGGCCGGGGCUCGGCUUGUCACGACUUGUCACAGGAGGAAGGGGGCUGGGGGUCCCCCACCAGUCCCUUCCCCCCCUACCGUGUCCCCGUGUCCCCCACACGUGUCCCCACGCCGGGGGGGGGCUGUGAUGAGGGGACACGUCCGUGUGUCUGAGCUAUGCAUUCCUGUGGACAGGUACAGGGGGGAGGGUGGGGGGGUGCGAUUGUGUUGCACAUUUGUAGGAAAUGCACUUUGAAGAGGGAAUGGU
Molecule: messenger RNA, 2413 nt
Organism: Strigops habroptila (Kakapo)
Lineage: Eukaryota; Metazoa; Chordata; Aves; Psittaciformes; Psittacidae
Gene: NFIC
Product: nuclear factor I C
Exons: 10
Coding region: 244-1635 (463 amino acids)
Biological process (GO): regulation of transcription by RNA polymerase II
Cellular component (GO): nucleus
Molecular function (GO): RNA polymerase II cis-regulatory region sequence-specific DNA binding; DNA-binding transcription factor activity, RNA polymerase II-specific
Source: RefSeq, a predicted model, not a curated record